Messenger RNA from Dermacentor silvarum, 1992 nucleotides. RefSeq lists its product as uncharacterized. Bases 8 to 1933 code for a protein of 641 amino acids. NCBI's taxonomy places the organism in Eukaryota, Metazoa, Arthropoda, Arachnida, Ixodida, Ixodidae. The transcript is spliced from 2 exons. The record is from RefSeq and is a predicted model, not a curated record.
CCACGUGAUGAUCCCGCGCCGGCUGCUACGGUUCCGGCGCCGCCGGUGCCUGCUGAGGCUGAUGGCGGUGCUCGGCGUGCUGCUCCUCGGCUGCAAGGUUUACCUGCGGGCUUCGCGGUCCACUUCACACCCGGAAAGUUCAGGUUCAAGCGGUGGUCGUCGGGAACGGCCAGUUCCAGUGGACCACCGGAUUCGAACCUCGGGAUGCACGAUGCCGCAGUUCGACCCGUUCGACCCGUCCGUCAAGCCCUACUCCCACCACCAUCUUGAGGGCGGCGGCAGUUGGUGCCAAGGAAAGCCAAACUUCCUAACGAUCAGGAACGGUUACGUAGCAAUACUUGAAGAGAAGCUCAAGGAACACGACGUGCGUCCUGAGGACCUGGUGUGCUUCUACAAGGAAAUCCAACGAAAUCAGUCUGCAGCCAACCCCGAAAAUGUUACCGCGUACGGGAACCGACAACCGCUGCUGUUCGACAAGCCGUUGAAGGAGGAGUUUGUCUCUGUCGAAUGUUCCACAAUACAGUCGCCAAACCAGACUUUUCACAACCAAUACUUGCUCAACGCGGUUGUCAAGAAGGAUGUCGAGGAGCGCUGCGAAAAAGUUAAUAACACCGCGCUCCGCAAAUUAAGUGUCCUGGUUCUCGGCCUAGACUCGAUCUCGUACCUUAAUCUAAACAGGCAUCUGCCCGCGACGGCGCAGUUUUUGCGGGAAGAGCUCGGUGCUUUCGAACUGCGCGGAUACCACAAGAUUGGUGACAACUCGUACCCAAACCAGCAUGCCCUCCUCACUGGCCUGAAGUUUGCCGAGACAUGGCGGUAUGCGCCGAAAGGAUUCUAUGACAACCUUACUUCGCGCUUAAUCUGGCAGCAAUAUGGUGAGCGGGGCUACCGAACAAUGUUCCUCGAGGAUUGGCCGUGGUAUGGGACGUUUAAUCGCUUCGCUAAUGGAUUCCGGCGCCCUCCGGCCGAUUACUAUCCGCGACACGUCAUUAUGGCCAUGGAGAACUCGUCCAAGUGGAUUACGGAAGACACAAACCAGCCCCGUUGUUUGGGACCCACGAUGAUAUUCGAGGAAAUGUUGGAUUACCUUGCUCGCUUCGCAGACGUGAUGGCUGAGCGACUUUUCUUCGCCUACGCAUGGUUCAACGAAAUCACGCACAAUUCCCUGAACAGCGCCGGGUACGCCGACGAACCAUUCCGGCGACACCUCGAAACAUUGCGCGUUUACGGUGCGCUCGACAACACGGUUCUCGUUUUCCUCAGCGACAACGGCUUGCGGUUCGGCGACUCACGUGCCACGUAUAUCGGCAAGUUCGAAGACCGCCAACCCUUCGCAUUCCUGGUCUUCCCGCCGUGGUUCCUCGAUGAGAAUCCAAAGGCUGCGCGCAGUCUUCUUUACAACCAGUUCCGACUGACCACUCACUUCGACGUGCACGCGACGCUCGCCGAGCUGCUGCACUAUCCGAGCGUCCAACGGCCGCAGACUAAGUACGGCCGCAGCUUGCUGCACGAAAUACCGGAGGCAAGGACGUGCGCUGACGCGCACAUAGGAACCCACUGGUGCGUGUGUAACGUACGCGGCGAUGUCGCCGUGACGAGUACGCUUGCCUUGGCAAUGGCAAACCGUCUCGUUGCUUGGAUCAACGGAUUGGUGGCGCAGGCAACGCGUCAGUGCGCCGAGUUCCGACUGCUCCGGGUGAUGGACGUGACGGCGUUACAGGUGACGCACAACACGAGUCACUAUUGGGUCACCGUCCAGCUGUCACCAGGCAACGCUAUUUUCGAGGGCACCGUGCUUGUCACUGGUGACGCCAUGACUGCGCUGAACGACAUUAGCCGCAACGAUAGACGCACCACAGUGUCCCGUUGCGUGUGGGGUCACUGGCUUGAGAAAUACUGUUACUGUCUCCGUACUGUCGAACAGCAGAUGUGAAUUAUGCUCCUUGAACACGCAGGAGGGCAUCGUAAUGUUUACACUGCGGUAGUCUGCUC